Trypanosoma theileri is the source of this 948-nucleotide messenger RNA. RefSeq names its product putative tricarboxylate carrier. The coding region runs from base 1 to 948 and encodes 315 amino acids. The record is from RefSeq and is a predicted model, not a curated record. Gene Ontology annotation, cellular component: mitochondrial inner membrane. The transcript has a single exon. Lineage: Eukaryota; Euglenozoa; Kinetoplastea; Trypanosomatida; Trypanosomatidae. Gene Ontology annotation, molecular function: monoatomic ion transmembrane transporter activity. Gene Ontology annotation, biological process: monoatomic ion transport; mitochondrial transmembrane transport.
AUGUAUGAUAUGGAUACAUACUUGGGCCGCUCGCUCUACUUUCUCUCUUCCAUCAAUCCUCUUCUCUGCCUUGAGACGGAGCGCUCACUGAUGAAGUCGCGACUUCUCCUUGACCGCGUUGCCGCUGGUGAGAAGGUGUCUGCGAGUGACAAGGAACUAUGGAAGGCCCGCAUGGCUGUUGAGAACUGUAUUCACCCCACCUCUGGUGAAGUGCUCUUCCCUCUCUUCCGUAUGUGUGCGUUUCUCCCCAUGAACAGUUUCAUCGUUCCUUUCAUGAUGACCCCUGGAACUAUUAACAGCGUCCCCCGCACCAUCUUUAUUCAGUGGUUUAAUCAAAGUUACAACAGUGCGGUGAACUACGCCAACCGCUCCUCCGACAAACAGCCAAUGGGUGAGUUGGUGAAGGCCUACACUGCGGCCGUUGGUAUCUCCGUCUCUGGUGCAUUAGGGGCUACCAUGAUGCUCAAGCGUGUGCGGGGCGGUACUCUGCAGGCCACCAUCAUUCGCGCCUCACUUCCGUUUCUCGCCGUCUCUGCGGCCUCCAUUGCGAAUCUCGCGUUGAUGCGCAAGAAUGAGUGGAUGUCGUCCGGCUCUGGACUGAAGGUUGUGGAUGAGGACGGCGAGGUGCGGGGAUACAGCAAGGCGGCGGGAUUCAACAGUCUGCUGAAGUGCUCCGUCACUCGGGUGGUGUGGAAUAUUCCCUCCAUGGUGCUGCCAACACUUCUGAUGGCACCACUCACCGCACGGGUGGCCUUCGCGCGUGGAUAUCCAAUUCUCACAGAGACGGCACUGCAGAUUGCCGGUCUCGGCAUUGGCGUGCCAUUCGCAUUGGGUGCUUUCAGCACAACAGUGCACAUUCCCGCAACGAGGUUGGAGCCGGAGUUCCAUGGACUGAAGCGCAAGGAUGGAUCUCCAGUGGAGAUGUUCACAUACUACAAGGGUCUGUAG